AACGUUUACUCGAUCACCAUCCAAUGGCUAGCAUUUUCCCCCUUGAGAUCUCCACGCCCUUAUCUCCCUCCCUCCUUCUUUCAACUCCACUCCGUUGUUCUUUCUCCGGUCGCGGACUCGCUCAGUUGCUCCUUCUUGACUCACCAGCUCACAUCGAAGAUGGAUUGGCAAGGGCAGAAGUUGGCAGAGCAGCUGAUGCAGAUACUACUGGUGGCCUUUGCGGGGGUGGCGUUCGUGACCGGCUACGCCGUCGGUUCGUUCCGGCUGAUGCUCCUGAUCUACGCCGCUGGCGUUGUGUUGACCACUCUGAUCACUGUGCCAAAUUGGCCCUUCUUCAAUCGCCACCCUCUCAAGUGGCUCGACCCCGUCGAAGCUGAGCGCCACCCCAAACCCCAGUCUACCAAUCCCAAAAAGAAGCCUACGAAGCAGUCCCAGAAAUAGAUGCAUAUUCUGAAGUUCUAUGAGAUAGCAGCAUAUACAUAUAUUUGGAUCCUAAGAUCUCUCUUGUUGGAGGUGCAAAGGUGCUUCAGCAUGCAGUAAAAUUUUGGUAUUGUGGAAGCACAAUAUGAAUUGGGAAAUGGUUCUGUUAUGCGAGGUUGUUUAUGGAAGGAAAUUUUUAUUUGUUCUUAAACUCGAGAAUCAUGAUUGAUAUUGAUUCAGUUCUGUUUGUUUGGAUUUUAAUGUAGAAUCCUAGUGUGCAAAAUGUAUUGCCAUUGUUUGCAGCUUAUGUUCAGACUCUGCCCUGAGAACCAUAUAAAAUUCCAGUUCUAUCUGAUGUAGCAAAUGUAAUCUUUCUAGCAUUUGUUCACUCAUGGGCACACCUAAACAACAUAGGCAACUUGUAUUCUCUUUUGUUCUAA
This is a messenger RNA of Malania oleifera, 860 nucleotides long. RefSeq names its product signal peptidase complex subunit 1-like. Gene Ontology annotation, biological process: protein targeting to ER. The record is from RefSeq and is a predicted model, not a curated record. The transcript is spliced from 3 exons. Bases 160 to 441 code for a protein of 93 amino acids. Lineage: Eukaryota; Viridiplantae; Streptophyta; Magnoliopsida; Santalales; Ximeniaceae. Gene Ontology annotation, cellular component: signal peptidase complex; endoplasmic reticulum membrane.